CUCAAAAUAUCGCGCCUAUCAUCAUAAUCUUCCUCCAUCAAACACCAUUCCUCUCUUCCUGUCGUUGGACUGAAUCUUUUGCAAAACAUCUCGCUAAUACCUUACUCUUUCAUUUUAAAUGCCCUUUCCGAAGUAUAUCCAUUUAUAUUAUUACACUUAAUUCACUGAUACAGUAAAAAUUAACGUAAUUUUCUAACAUUUCUAUUUACAAAUGAAAUGUAAACAAAAUGCACGUGUAAACACCAUUUCCGGUAAAAAGAUACAGGCACACCCCCCCGGGAAUGUUCUUUCGUAAAUACAUUCUACGGAGGGUGGUUCUUGGACUCUUUUUUGACGAAUGGGAUUGAGUAAGGUUGCCAAGGAGAGAAAUAUCAUUGGUUCAUACUUAUGAAUAUUGUAGCUUUUGCCUUUUUCACAAAUUCACAUACGUCAAGAGGAGAACUUUUAUCUAGAUUAGGCAAUAUAUCGUAUAUUUUUGUGUAAACUGAACUUUGCCAACUUAAAAAUAUAUCAAAUGGCUUCGUCCCGUGUUGUACAACGAAAAAUCUUCAACUUUGCGCGUAAUCCGUCACAGAUUAAAGCUGUUUCUCGAGCGAUGAGUGGUUCGAAGUUUCCAGCCAGAACCGAGCCAAUGUUGCCCAAAGAUUGUUUCGCAAACAAGACGGCGUUUAUUACUGGAGGUGGAACAGGGCUGGGAAGGGGAAUGGCUGAAAUGUUGUCUAGGUUGGGUGCAACUGUCAUCAUUGCCAGUAGGUCAGUUAUUGCCAGUAGAUCAGAUAAUACAAUGGUAGGGCUAGCCUUUACCUGCCUUUUGGGUGUUCACCCAUUGGGGCAAUCAGUACCCCAUUCUUUUCUCAUAUGUACCGAGUAUGUAGCCCAGUGUGGAAAGUUUGUAUCGUGCAGCGGAGAUAUCGGUUGUGCAAUUUUGAUGCUUUCUAUAUAUUUACUAUUAAAUUUUCGAAAUCUCCGGUGCGCAAUUUCCAAACUUUCCAGUCCGGUAAUACUAUGUAGCUUGAGUGAAAAAUUCACUAAUCAGUAGUAUGCAAUUGUUUGUGAUCUACAGUUGUGGGCAUCUAAAAGUGUGUCAGUGUUUUGGCAGUCUGGUGCCCCUUCUCCUUCCACUCUCUGCAUCACUUAUAAUCUCGUAUUUUUCCACCUUUUGAUUGCCCUGAUCAUGGACAUGCCCUCUUCCUCCCACACCUGCAUCCCUUACCUGCAACCCCGGGGUUGUCCCCCUCCAUGCUAUCGAUACUUGACAGUCUUGGUCUCCCCCUGCAGUCCCAACUCUUUACUGGCUUGGUCUUGUACCCCCACAGCCAAUCACUCCUGACCUGACAUUUCUGGGCAUACCGCUUACCCCCACUAAUCACUCCCUUCUUGAGCUAUAUCCUCUCUAAUUGACAUACAGCCAUGUCCCUGACCACUCCCCCCGUAUCUCCUACUCUUGCACCCCUGGUCUUGGUCCGUUGUCCGGCUGUCACCUUCAUCUCAAUCUUCACAACUGUGGUGUUACCCCCUGGCAGCCACCAUGAUACUAGCUAGAUCAUAUACCCUGGUCCUACUUCCUCUCUUGCCCUCAUUCCUUCCUUCAACACUAAUUGUCAUCUCAGGUCCUCCCCACCUCCCACAAUUGAUAGACCUUGCCCUUGUAUGCUUGCCCCUCCCUUCCCCCAUUUCUCUCUUUGCACAAUCCAAGUGAAAGAUGAUCUAAAUGUUUUGUGGUUAAUGUUUAGAAAGCUUGAUGUUCUACAGAAAACUGCUGAAGAGCUCAGUCAAGAUACUAAAAAUGAGGUCAUGUGUUAUAGUACUCUUAACAGAAUUCAACCUUUUUCGUUGUACCGUCAGACUGGUCAAUAUGACAAAUGCAACUUUCAUUUGCUCUUUAAUAUUGCUGAUAAUAUCAUAAUUUUAAGCUUCUCCAACAGGUUUUUCCAAUACAAAUGGAUGUCCGUGACCCUGAAGCAAUAAAAAAUGCUGUGGAUGCCUGUGUUGAAAAGUUCGGUCUUCCAGAUAUUGUCAUCAACAAUGCAGCAGGCAAUUUUAUUUCACCAUCCGAACGGCUGUCUCCUAAUGCAUGGAGAACCAUCAUAGAUAUAGUGCUGAAUGGCACGGCGUAUGUGACUCUGGAUAUCGGAAAACGUUUGAUAAAGGCUGGGAAAGGUUGCAAUUUUCUAUCAAUUUCUACAGUGUAUGCCCAAACUGGUUCAGGAUUUGUGGUGCCUUCAGCUGCUGCCAAAUCUGGAGUAGAAACAAUGACAAAGUAGGUAAAAACUGAAGAUAUUGUAAUGGUUCAAAGAGGGUAAGUCGGUAAGUGCAGGUGUGCUAAUCAUCUUUACUUGCAGUUGAGAGAUGAAGCUGAAUUGCGAAGGAUGCAGGUCAACCUGUUCGAGUUGAAGGCUGUCGAUCUACAUGCAGUAGAUGAGGCCCCCCGAUGAGGCUCAGUUAAGGGUUAAUCCCAACCCCCCUGUUGACAUUAUCUGUGGGAGAAAACCGGAGUACUACCCGUCUCAAGAAAACCCACAAGUUUCGGUAAAGCGGUGAUUGACCAUUUUCACAUGAGUGCAGGUCCAGACACACUGGACGCGAUUCGACAACGCGACGCGAUUUUUUAGUUUCUGAAAGUUAAUAAAACAGCCAAUGAGAGCAAAUUUUGAAAGAUAUGUAGACCAAAUAACUCAAAAUGUUAUAGCGCUUCUAAAUAUUUGGAAAAUUCAAACUAGGAUCAAAGUCAGUUAUCGGUCAGUGAAAAUCGAAAAAUCGCGUCGCGUUGUCGAAUCGCAUCCGGUAUGUCUGGACCUUGCCACGAGUCCGCAGCGAGAGACUAGAUUCGAACCGUAAGGCGCUUGUCGGGGUGCUCAUGCGCGUUGGCAUGUAGUGUUCUACAUGUGCCUGAUGUGGUUAUGGUUUUUGAUUGAAACAUUCAAAACCUUCCAAUUGACAUCAUGGUGACUGGGUACUUCGUAGGUCCUUCCUGCUUCAUCAGGAGACUAAUUCAAUUGCAUAGCCAGCCCGUUGAUCUAGUCCCGCUAUGCAAAUAUUGCCAUGUUUAUAAACUAUCAACACAAUAAAUUUCUAAAGAAAUGAACAAUCAACAAUGAGUUGAAAUUUGCAUAGCGGGACUAAAUCGUUGGGGGUGGCUACGCAACUGGAGACUACAGCAGGCUGUGGCCCAACUAACCCUAGUUUACCCAAAACAUCGAAGACAAAGUAUCUACAAAGUACCACGACAGCUUAAAAGCAAAAUACGCAGCGUAAAAACAACAACAAUCGAACAUUCAGCCUAUAUUAGAAAACAUGUUGUCAAAUAUGUAAUCUAACUAAAUGUAAGUUAUCGCUUCUUGAUAGUAAUGCAAAAUAUUUUCAGAUCACUGGCUGCUGAAUGGGGAAGAUAUGGCAUGCGAUUUAAUGCCAUCGCACCUGGUCCUAUCGAAACAGAGGUACUGUGAGCACUUUACGGCCUAGUUCACUGCCACAAGGUGCAAGUGAUGCAGUCAUCUUGAAAGCAAUAUUCUUUGACUUUAUUCAAUAUUCCGCUUGUACCAAUGCUGUUUCAACAACUUGUUAUCAAGACGUGUUCACACUGCUUGUUCCCAGCUUGUUAACAAGACUUCAGUUAUAACUUUUUCCAACCAGGGACGGCGCUAGACCUAUUUGAAUAGGGGUAUGUUCGCGGCUCAAUGAAAUAAUGCUUUUCGGACAUUAUAUUUUUUUAUAUUAUUUUGGAUUAACGUACCGAUCUUCGUUCAAUUUUUCCUACAUGUUUUCGCAAAUUUCUCCAAAUUAAAGGCAAAGCUAUUAUUAAUUUUAAAACAGUGUCACUCAAAUAUUUUAGUUUUCUUUUCCCUAUCCAAUUCAUGUUUUGCCGACUACAAAAACAAAUUACUCAAAUUUAUGAGCAACUUUGACUCGUUUUUUUUUAGUAAAAUAAAUCUUAACUCAAAAUAUUGAGUAAAUUUGCUAGUCACAUGAGGCGCUGUGGGUACAUUAUUUUAUUCAAGUUUUUUAGUGAAAUAUUUUUGCAGUUAACUACAAGUUGUGAGUGACAACCUUACAUACUAGUAUAGUGCCAUUAGGCAUUAACUUGAGAAAAUGACUAAACAUUGUUGCAAGUAAUGGACCAUCCCCCAAUUAACCAAAAUUUUGAACUCAACAAGUCUAGACAAUUUCAUCACAGCUUGAAAGAGUAUCACAAAAUUAGUAAUAUUCCAAACUUUCGUUGCAAAAUGUUGUAAAAUGCAGAUAAUAUAGCCUUGUGAAGUUUGCAAUUUUCAGUCAUUUUAGAUUACAGACGGGAAAUGGUUACCACUUCUGUGCGUAAUAUAAAAUGACUGAAAAUUACAAACUUCGCAAGGCUAUAUUAUCCGCAUUUUACAACAUUUUGCAACGAAACUUUGGAAUAUUACUAAUUUUGUGAUGCUCUUUCAAGCUGUGAUGAAAUUUUUGUUUAGGCCAGUUAAGAUCAAAAUUUUGGAAAAGUGGUAACCAUUUCCCGUUUGUAAUCUAAAAUAACUGAAAAUUGCAAAUUUCGCAAGGCUAUAUUAUCCGCGUUUUACAACAUUUCGCAACGAAACUUAUUACUAAUUUUGUGAUGCUCUUUCAUGCUAUGAUGGAAUUUUGUCUAGACUUGUUGAGAUCAAAAUUUUGAUUAAUUGGGGAAUGGUCCAUUGCUUCAUGCCUGUUGCACCGGAACAUUCUUGUUGACACUGUAGAUUAUUCAACCUGCAAAAUAACGAGGCUUUUUCCACGAUUAUAGAAUAUAGAUAUCAAGGUGAAUGACCAUCUUAUUGUAGGGCGCGUUUUCAAGACUGGACCCAACUGGUGAAUUUAAAGAAGAAGCUAUCAACAAGUUACCAACAUCUCGUCUGGGAGAAAUCAACGAACUUGCCAAUCUAGCUGCAUACCUUGUCAGCGAUUAUUCAAAUUGGUUAACUGGAGAGGUUUGUCGCGAGAAGAUUUCCUCUAAUAUCAGUUGAUUCUUACAUCGGAGGGUCUAAAGCCCCAGAUCCAGGGAUGCCGGAAGUUGCUGAGGGCAAGGGGUGCAAUUGGUUAACAAGAGGGCAUACUCCUUAAUAAAAGGCACCAAUGAAAAUGAAAGGGCGUCAUGAUCCUACAUUCAUGUCAACCUCCCUCCCUGUCACCAAAUUUUUUCGGACCGAAUACAAUUAUUUAGGCACAAUUCCUCCGUAAUUUCUCGCCAAAAAUUCCAUAAGUAUAAUGCUUUCCGUUUCAUCUUUCGCCAAAUGGAUAACAACUUUGCCGAAUUCCUGACGACUGGGGGGUGGAACACCCCCACACACAUCCUUGAACGACGUUUAAUUCUGUCUGUUGUAAAAGUUUUGUGCACCUGUUACACCCAUAGUCUGCACCCGCACUGCACCCACAAAGUUGAAAAUGCAAAAGGCAAGGGGUGCACUUGCACCCGUGGUUCCGGCAUCCCUGCCCAGAUCAAACGAGGAUGAGAGUGCGUGAGGGUUGGUAGUCGUGCGACCUUGGUUAUAGCUGUUCUUAAUGCUUUCCCAUUGAAGUUAAAACAUAGUUAGAACACUCUUCAAACCUUUACUUUGUUUAUAAUCUAGAGCUUCAAAUGUCCCCGUAACAAUGCGUGUGUGCCAACUCUCAUCCUCAUUUGACAGGGGCUUAAAGGGUGAUUCCAGGUGAUUCCAAAGACUGAAUUUUGAUCAAGGCAAGGAGAACGAACACCACAGCUAGAAACAGCGUCUUGGAAUGAGUAACACUGCAAAGAUUGGUUGCUAAAUGUUGUAAAAUGAAGAAAAUAUAAGCCCUGUGUCUGUGAAGUUCGCAAAUUUUGUAUAUAUUUGUAUUACUAGUGGUAAAAAUAACCACUUUCCCCGCGCGUAAAUGCAAAUAUAUACAACAUUUGCGAACUUCAUGAUCACAGGGCUAUAUUUUCCUCAUUUUACAACAAUUCGCAACCAAACUUUGCAAUUUUACUCAUUUUAAGAUGCUCUUUCCAGCUAUGGUAAUGGAUUUCGUUCUUCUUGCCUAGAUCAAAAUUUCGUCUGUAUAUAUUAUUUUAGCUGGGAUCAUCGGCUAAUUGACUAAUGGCUUCAAAUUUUCACAAGCACAUACUUUUUAUUUCAAACCUCGAUUUCAAACGGCUUUGGAUAGUGGUUAAAUUCGCUACUGCCAAUCAAAGUUUUUUGCCGCGUUUCAGCAUUUUUAGCUUAGAUUCAAUUCACAAAACACUUCGUUUUUCAAAAUUCCACUUAAAAGAAAACAAUGUCAUGUGCAGUGCUUUCGCUUAUAGGUAAUCAUUCUUGAUGGUGGAGAAACAGCUGGCAUGGGCGAGUUCAAUGGAUUGUUAAAAGUAAUUUUAUUAGUACUGUAAUUAACUUUGCUGUCCAUUAAUUAGGAUUAAAACUGGAAAUAGUGCACUUUCGAAAGGUUCUCAUGACUGCCAGGGCUCAAAAUAACGGGAGAUAGGUCUCUCGGUUGAAAUGAGUAAAUGACCGGUCACUGAACUUGAUUUUAGCUCGGUCAAAAUCUGUUUUUGAUACGCAUACACUAACAGUGAAACAAACUAUUAGAAACUUGUUUCGAUACAUCGUUUCAUGUUUUAAUUGCAAGGCAUGAAAAUGUGGCCGGUCAAAAUGACCGGUGAGGUAAAAAAGUGACCGGUCAACAGGCAUUUUUGGCCGGUCAUUGUCCGGCCGUUAUUAUUGUCAUGUCAUGUUUCCAUUGCAAUUUCAACCUAUCAUAAUAUUUAACAAUUAAUACACGGUUCUUAUAAGCAACUCGGGUGCGAUAAUUCGCGUACUUACAGUAACUGCACGACAUUGGUACGACAUUGGUACUGCAGGACUUUCGCUAUCUGGGUAUGUAGACCUAUGCAUGUUUAGCUGGUACCACAUAUAUAACUAGCAAACUGUGCAAGGUCCAUUUGAAACUGAUUGUGGCAUCUCAGACAUGUCUUGACAGGAAACACGAUUGAACUGAUGGAUGUGUUAACUUUUAGCAAUGUAAAUGUGUUCCUUGCUCUAGCUCAUAUCAGAUAAGCUUCAUGUUAAAAUAUGCUUUAUACAUUACCAUGAACCUUAUUACCAGCUUAAAUACUUGACAACAAUAGUUGAGGUAAUGAAGUUGAAGUUGGGCAAAUUUCCUCCCUAAUAUUUCCCUCCCAUACUCCUAUGCAGUGAAGGACAUCCGAAAAUGUUGAACUGUCAGUCCCUACAGUACUAAAAUGUGAUUCCUCAUGUUUGAUGUUUUAGGUAACAAAUGAACAAUGGGACAUGUUGGAAGCUAUGGUGCGGAAAUCAUCAAAAUCUCCAAAAUCUAAGCUGUAAUGUUAAUUUCAUCUGUAUAAUACCACAUUGAUGUCACAUUGGCAAUAUUUUUUAAAGUUCUUAUGGCAGGCAUAAAAUAGAUUGUGAAAUCUGUUAAGCAUUAAUUUUUUAGUACAACUUUGUCCUUAAUGAUGACUUUAAAGUUGGUGGUUGAGAAGACUUAGUGGUAGCAAGCAGCAAUCUUUUAUUAGUUUCCCUUGGUGGGCCUGCAUGUGGGCUAAUCUUUUAUAUGAGACACAACUAUCUGAAAAAUACCAAAAAACUGACAUUAUGAGCAAAAGCCCUUCAUCUGGUAGUUAUUUAAACUAAUUAGUGGAUCUAACUUCUAUGGUACUGAUAUCCACUGUGUAAUGGUAGAUGUAUGCCCUUCACUCAAAACAUCGAAGUACUCUUUGUGUUUUUCAAGAAACAUUGUUUCGACCAUACAAAUAAUUGUUGCUUGUACUCAUUGCUAUACUUUCACUGACACUGACCAUUAAAGUUAAUAUAUCAAAAUUAAGAAAUAGCUCAGCCAUUAAAAAAAUAUAUCAGUAAUAUGCAUUACUGUAAAUUUGAUUACAUUUGGAUUAUUAUUAAAUAUAGUUUACUAAAAUACAUUAAUUUGUGCAACAAAUAUAUAGCUUAUAUAACUUAUACUGUAGCUUAUAUAGCACAUUCUCCAUGGUGAAAUGAUCAAAUGCUCCUUAUGAAAUGAUCGCCACUACAGCUUUGUUAUUUUACUCCCACUGUCUCAUAAACAAUGGUUCAACCACAACAGUUAUAACCACCCUCACUCUUCUGUUUUUUGUCAUCAAGGUCCAACCUGAAUCCAUUCUCCUGAUCAUCAUGGUUCCUUCUGCUUUUAAACAUCUUCACCGAAUGCUUCCCAAGUUCUUUUAGCAAGUCUUCAACUCCUUCAUUUGUCUUUGCUGAUGUCCAAAAAUUUGCAAGUAUUUUCUUUUUUAUGUUACGAAGAAAAACUUUCUCUUUUUCUUCUGGGACACCAUCCUGAUCAAGAGGCAGGUCAAUUUUAUUUCUAACAAGAAUUAGUUUUGCUGCAGGUUCAUAUAAUUUGACAUCAUCAACAAUUGUAGACAAUUUGUGUAAUGAGUACUCAUCAUCAGCACUAUAUACUAGAAGAACAAACUUGCUACCUCUAUAAUAUGAUUGCGUAAUGCUGGCAUGUCUCUCCAAGUCAACUGUAUCCCAAAAUUCCAACUAAAGAUAAAAAGAUAUUUAUCGACUUUAGGAGGUGCUUAUAAUUUUUCUGUAUUGUCAUCAUAU
This is a messenger RNA of Paramuricea clavata, 8567 nucleotides long. The record is from the annotation of a GenBank genome assembly. NCBI's taxonomy places the organism in Eukaryota, Metazoa, Cnidaria, Anthozoa, Malacalcyonacea, Plexauridae.